This is a messenger RNA of Perca flavescens (yellow perch), 1168 nucleotides long. RefSeq lists its product as uncharacterized. The transcript is spliced from 6 exons. The record is from RefSeq and is a predicted model, not a curated record. Lineage: Eukaryota; Metazoa; Chordata; Actinopteri; Perciformes; Percidae. The coding region runs from base 566 to 1168 and encodes 200 amino acids.
UUUAACACAUUGUGUGUGGAUUUCUACAUAAUAGUGUAAAACAUGUGUAAAUAAUGUGUAAAAAGGCUUAACACAGUUGAUGUGUUGGACAGUGAAUCUGAAUUCUGCCCAGCAACAGCGUCAUCCUUUUUUCGCGGUCAUCCAUAUUCGCGCCACAGUGAGUCGCUAAAGAAAACUGCCACAGUCCUCUCCAAGGAGAAGGGUUAGGAUCGAGACUCCAAACUCCACGGAAGGGAGACAUGGGCCGCAGGAAUCUGUGAAAGUUCUUGCAACUACUUUUAAGAAUGGAAAUGAAUUGAAAAGAAAAAUUUACAGUGUCCAAAGCACAACAGAGCUUCUGGAAAAAACAAGUGAAUUGGGAUUUGUCCUUGACCGGAUUUUAAAAUUUAACACAGAUUUCCAAGAGUUUACUGAUGUUGACAGUAGUGUGCAGAUAAGUAACCUUGACAGAUUCCAAGUGCACUUUUCAGAAGCAUCCCAUCUUCAAACUGUCCCAAGAGAAGUCUGUCAAACGCAGCCUACACAGGAGCCGGAUCAGCAGGCUGGUCUGAGGCCUCUGCUUGAAAUGAAAGUUCCAGAAAUAUUUGAUGAACUCCAAACUAAGGCCAUUGUUACAGAGAAGACCCGAAUGAAACUCAUUAAAGUUUGCAUCUCUGACUUAGUGGAGAAGCAUGGAUUUUAUCCGUCCACUAUUGAAAAGGUGGUUCUUGCAAAGAACAUCAUCACCAUCUUCCCAUCGCUUAAAGUCCAAAUUGAUGGCAGAGGAGAAGGCUUUGAGCAUUUCUUCGAUCCAGCAUCACACUCUGGGUUUUUGGAGAUGAGACUUCGCAAUAUCCGCCGGAAGCUAGAGGAAGGCCAGCGGCGUUACAGUUGGCACAAGAGGUGCCGAGAUGUUGAAGAGAUGUCAAGUUCUGUGCAGGAUGAAGGGGACGGCAGCGAAGUCAGAGAGCUCAUCAACCUGAUGAAAAGGCUGAGGCCUUCUGCAGAAAACAUGUCCUCAAUCAAAUCAGCGAUGCAGAAAACAUUCACCUGGCGCAGAUCGUGGAUAUCCAAACAUUCCCCCACCAUGGAGGAAAUCUUGCAAGAGUAUCCACGCUUCUUGGAUAUACCAACACUGCUUGAUACAGAGUUUGGUAAAAUGCAUCAAGGAAAGGGGACCUGUUCCUAA